GUAUUUGGAUAUCAACAACAGUCGGUGAAGUGGAACAACCGUUUGGGAAUGAUCGUUGUUAGUCCUGUAAAUUUGUGGGCUACGCUGUUGGCUACGUGAUUCGUAUGGGCAAACUCCUGGCCACACAACGAGAGGUGGUCAGUUCAUGAAAAGUUUCGCGUGAAGCACGUCGUUAGUGACUACAUUCUGUCGACAAGUCUGGUGAACAAGGUCUCCCUUCGCAUCCCUUCCACUCUCUCCGCUUGCCAGCGUGCCCUGUUUCAUCUGCUUGGCUUAAGCCCAAUGCCCUAAAUCAAGAAAGAAUUUCCCACCUGCUUCUGUACGUAGCGCUUCUGUGAACGUGAACCUUUUUGUCAGCUUCCUUGCCACUGCUCUGUGGAGCAUCGCGAUGCAUAGAUGAACGGUUUCCAAGUGCAUUUGAGAUUGUCAAGCACAAGAGAGGUGUUCUUAAUGUUCCUAUGUCCUUCGGAUCAGCAUGAACAGAAUUCGAUGCAGCGGAACUGAUUUUUCAGCUCAUGCAGGGUUGAUGUAUAUGGGGUUGUGAUCCCCAUGAAAGGAAGGACGUUCAAGUCACAAAUUGAAAGUAACACGGCCACCAGGGUAGGAGGAGAGUUGUCACUGGACGAGUUUCUCAACAGUAAGAGAUGCAGAGAGGAUUACAUAGAGUGCUUGGAAUAACGUGAGGGAGACUAUGGGCAACUCGCACUCCACUCGAGCGUUGUCUCGGGAAGAGGAGAAUCGAGUCAAACUGAGGUUUGAAAAGGUCACAGGGAAAGAUCAGCCGAAUUUAACGCCAAGAAAAUUCAACGACCUGCUUGGAAAUCCAGCUUAUGUGAAAGGGUUGUUCAAUUACAUCGACAAGGAUGGGGAUGGCAGCGUUAGUUGUAAGGAGCUUUGUGAGGGGAUCGAGUCAUUUAGGGCUUCUAAUACACCUAGUUCUAAACUUCGAGUUUUGUACAACUAUUACGAUUCAGACCAUGAUGGGAUGAUUUCUCAAUCAGAGGUUGCAGAUGCUAUGAGAGUUGCAAGUGGUGAAGACCUCUCGAAUUCCCAACUUGAGAAGCUUGUGCAUUCGAUAAUGGAGACUUUUGACGUGGACAAAGACGGAUUCUUGAACUUCAAGGAGUUCUGUUGCCUAAUGCGGAACGCAGGAUUGCAAUACAACUUAUGAAUCGAGUGGAUAAUGAAAUCACUUGCUUCACAUAACCGAACGGGACAUCAGCAUCAUAGCUACCUACAGAAGGACAAGCCCCAUAUCAAGUGUAUCAUUGUCACCGUUCUUCAAAAUCGUUUUUGCAAAGAUUUUUUAUUUAUUUAUUUAUUUAUUUUUUUAAUUCCACUGUAUCUGAUUGAGAACCAUUACGAAAUAGGACGGCGUAUAGGAUCUCCUCAUCCAAGCACUAUUCACGGACCUCGAUCUGUGAACGUCCAAGUGAGUUCGAUUAACUCCCUCCAUGAUCAGCAUUCUUCUGUGGCAGUACAACAUUCAACUCUCAAUUUCAUUCUCUCGCUAAGUACAGUUCUUAAGUUGAUCUGUUGUGCAGAUACAUCGUCUUUAUGAUUGACAAAAAAACCAGUGUUUGUAGAAUAAGAUGCCAAGUCAUUAUAAA
Molecule: messenger RNA, 1610 nt
Organism: Physcomitrium patens
Lineage: Eukaryota; Viridiplantae; Streptophyta; Bryopsida; Funariales; Funariaceae
Source: RefSeq, a predicted model, not a curated record